This is a messenger RNA of Pedinophyceae sp. YPF-701, 1407 nucleotides long. NCBI's taxonomy places the organism in Eukaryota, Viridiplantae, Chlorophyta, Pedinophyceae. The record is from the annotation of a GenBank genome assembly.
AUGAGGGCCGUGAGCUUGCUUGCGCUUUUGCUCGCAUGCACUCUGCUGCUGGGGCAAUGCCGGGCUGAGGGGCACCACGGCAGGAAGCUGCAGGAGAUCGUCCGGGACAGCAUCCGCAAUGAUCCCCGGUCCCUGAUCCCGCUCCACCAGCCGUUCGCGUUCGACGGCCACGGCGUUAUUGACAUCAAAGUCCUGGAGGACGAAAUCUCCGUGCCGGAGGGCGUCGCGCGGCCGAACCGGGCCAACCUGGCCGUCGUCGGCGUCCCCGAGAGCCGCGAGAGCCACCUGGAGACGACGCUGAUGGCCGGGGAGUGCCCGCUCAACGGCGAGGACGUCUGGGAGCUGUUCAACUUCCAGUCCGUGACCGACCACCCCGAAGAGGGCAAGGAGUUCCACUUCCACGUGGACACCCCCGAGGGCGUGAUCGGGCGCUGGACGCUGUACUUCGUCAAGUGCGAGCCCGAGGCGACGGUUUCGUUCGACAUUGAAGUCCAGCUCUACAACAUGCUGCCCGACGGCACCCGCUCGUACGUGUCGGUCGGCGAGGACGGCGUGGCGUUCAUCACGAUGGCCUUCCUCUGCGCUUACUUCGCCGGCCUCGUCUCGUGGGUCGGCCUGUGCAUCAAGCAGCGCUCGGACACCCACAAGAUCCACCACCUGAUGACGGUGCUGGGCGUCGUCAAGGUGCUGACGCUGCUGACGCUGGCGGGCAUGCAGUUCGUGCUCGCGCGCACGGGGCACUACGAGGGCUGGGACAUCGUGUACUACUUCUUCAACGCCGUUCGCGCGCUGCUGUUCUUCGUGGUGAUCAUUCUGAUCGGCGCGGGGUGGUCCUACAUGAAGCCGUUCCUCGCGGACCGCGAGAAGCGCAUCGUGAUGAUCGUCAUCCCGAUCCAGAUCCUCUGCAACAUCGCCCUCAUCGUCACGCGGGAGGAGGGCCCCGCGGCGCGCAACUGGAUCACGUGGUGGGACCUCCUCAUCAUCCUCGACGUCGUCUCCGUCGUCGUCAUCCUCCUCCCGAUCGUCUGGUCCAUGCGCCACCUCAAGGAGGCCGCCAAGGCCGACGGCAAGGCCGCACGGAACUACCGCAAGCUGGAGCUCUUCCGACAGUUCUACAUCGUGGUUAUUGCGUGGAUCUACUUCUCGCGCAUCAUCGCGUUCCUCCUCCUCCAGACGCUCUCGUUCCGGUACGCGUGGGUCGCGGACCUCUUCCGGGAGGGCGCCACGCUGGCGUUCUACAUCUACGUCGCGAUGAUGUUCCGCCCGACGCGACACAACCCGUACCUGAGCAUCGAGAUGGCGGACUUCGUGCCGCCGCCGGACAGCGACGACGAGGGGGACGAGGAGGCGCCGCUGAACCGCGGGGCCGGGGGAGACUCGGCGGAGGCGCAAGGCAAGGGAGACUAG